GGGCGGCGCUGCCCGGCGCCGGGGAUGCACCCGAACGCCACGGCCCCGGCCGUGCCCGCCGGGCCCCUGCACCCGCACCCCAGCGCCUACGCCAACGCCUCCAACCGCUCCGACCUGCUCCCCAAAGUGCCCGACGAGGAGGACCUGGACGUCAACACCGACAUCUACUCCAAAGUGAUGGUGACCGUCGUCUACUCGGCUCUUUUCUUGGUGGGCACCGUGGGCAACUCCAUCACGGCGUACACGCUGGUGCGGAAGAAGUCGCUGCAGAACCUGCAGAGCACCGUGCACUACCACCUGGCCAGCCUCGCCUUCUCCGACCUCCUCAUCUUCCUGCUCUGCAUGCCCAUCGAGCUCUACAACUUCAUCUGGGUCCAUCACCCCUGGGCUUUCGGGGGGGCCGUUUGCAAGGGCUACUACUUCCUCCGGGACGCCUGCACCUAUGCCACGGCACUCAACAUCGCCAGCCUCAGCGUGGAGCGCUACAUGGCCAUCUGCCACCCCUUCAAAGCCAAGAGCAUCAUGUCCCGCAGCCGCACCAAGAAGUUCAUCAGCUGCAUCUGGAUCGCCUCCUUCCUGCUCGCCAUCCCCAUGAUCUUCACCAUGGGGCAGAUCUACGGCAAGGACCAGGAUCCCGACUCGCUCAUCUGCACCGCCAUCGUGGACACCUCCACGCUGAAGACGGUCAUCCAGGCCAACACCUUCAUCUCCUUCGUGUUCCCCAUGGUCGUCAUCUCCGUGCUCAACACCAUCAUCGCCAACCAGCUGCUGGUGAUGUUCAGGCAGGCGGCCCAGGAGAACCAGGUGUGCACCAUUGGCGGCCAGCAGACCAUGCUCAGCAUGUCCAUGGAGCCCAGCAGGGUGCAAGCCCUGAAGCACGGCGUGAGGGUCCUGCGUGCUGUGGUGAUUGCCUUCGUGGUGUGCUGGCUCCCUUACCACAUACGGCGUCUCAUGUUCUGCUAUGUCCCCUCCAGCCACUGGACCGUCUCAUGUUCUGCUAUUUUCCUUUACAACUUCUACCACUACUUCUACAUGCUGACAAACGUCCUCUUCUACGUCAGCUCAGCAAUCAACCCCAUCCUCUACAACCUGGUGUCGGCAAACUUCCGCCAGAUCUUCCUCUCCACGCUCACCAUCCUGUGCCUGCCAUGGAGGAAGAAGAAGAAACGCCUGGCCUUCACCAGGAAAUCCAACAGCAUCUCCAGCAACCACACAUUUUCCAGCCAGGUCACAAGGGAAACUACAUACUGAAGCCAAAGGUGGAGGAGGAACGCGAUUCAUCGUGGAGCCAAAACUUGAGAGAGGCCUCCGUGACUUUCAUGCAUGGUCUCCAAAUUCACGUAACACUAAUGUGUUUAGCAAAGUCAUUUUUGUUGGAAAAAAUAGGCUUUGUUCUGCCAGUAACUUUGAGGUUAUUUUCGAGCAUUGGCCUUGCCUCUUGUGAGUAAUGUCUACAUGUAUUGUAACUUCAGUCUGGCAUAAAUCCAGGUGUGGUGUUAACUGGGAAGCCAAAAUGUGUUCAACUUAGGCAAAACUGGUCUGCAUUUCAUCCUUUUCUCAGUGCGGAGAUGCCGUGUUCACAUCCAAGGGUUUGAGAUCCUGGUGGCACCCAGCAGAGAGUUUGAUGAGGAGAAAGAAGCUUUGAACAGAAAGGGAAGUUCUUGGAGAAUGGAAUGCUCAUCUGUGGGAUGCUCAAUGAACGAGGAGUGAAAACUCAGGGAGCCAGGUGGUUAUUUUAGAAAUAAAUCUCCAUUGGGAGUAAUAUGACCGAGGUGCUCAAGAGAGCCGCUCUGGCUCCUUGAAAUGAAAUAAGAACAGAUGAUGCCUUACCUAGGCUGGGGUGGCUGUGGCCUGGGGAGGGGGGUCACCUUUGGCUUUAGGGCAUCCACAGUGCCUGGCUUUGGUACCACUGCACUGAUAACAGAGUCUCUGGCAAAGUCAAAAAUGCAGAGGCUAUGCCCAGAUGGAGUGCUGAAAAUGAACAGAGAUGCAAAAUCUUCCUUUUGCCAUACAGCCAAAUCCUAUUUUUUACCAUGGAGAACAGUUUGCUGGCCUGCAUCAAAAGAUGAGAAAACUCUGAGCUUAUGAGGGCUCCAGGCUGCUGAGAUAAGAGCAAUCUGCCCCAGUGCUGUGGGACCUUCAGAUUUUUCCCAUUCUUAUUCCAGUUUUACUUGUUUCCUCACCAUUUCCACAAGGCUGGCAUCUCAGUAUAUAGCAGUUGUAGGCAGCAGGUCCUCUUGUUCUACCUUUUCUUUUUUACUUUUUGCUACCAGAACUGUUGGUACACUUAUCUGCACCCCCAAUAUUCAGACAGUUCAAAUGCAGAGCAUAAGGAAGUCUAAA
Ficedula albicollis (Collared flycatcher) is the source of this 2343-nucleotide messenger RNA. RefSeq names its product neurotensin receptor 1 (high affinity) (gene NTSR1). The transcript has 4 exons. NCBI's taxonomy places the organism in Eukaryota, Metazoa, Chordata, Aves, Passeriformes, Muscicapidae. The coding region runs from base 25 to 1251 and encodes 408 amino acids. Gene Ontology annotation, cellular component: plasma membrane. The record is from RefSeq and is a predicted model, not a curated record. Gene Ontology annotation, molecular function: G protein-coupled neurotensin receptor activity. Gene Ontology annotation, biological process: neuropeptide signaling pathway.